This is a messenger RNA of Chionomys nivalis (European snow vole), 15102 nucleotides long. It is a transcript of the gene Abca13, whose product is annotated as ATP binding cassette subfamily A member 13. Gene Ontology annotation, cellular component: membrane; intracellular membrane-bounded organelle. Gene Ontology annotation, biological process: transmembrane transport; lipid transport. Gene Ontology annotation, molecular function: ATP binding; ABC-type transporter activity; lipid carrier activity. Lineage: Eukaryota; Metazoa; Chordata; Mammalia; Rodentia; Cricetidae. The coding region runs from base 1 to 15102 and encodes 5033 amino acids. The transcript is spliced from 62 exons. The record is from RefSeq and is a predicted model, not a curated record.
AUGGGGCACGCUGGGCACCAGUUCCAAGCCCUGUUCUGGAAGAACUGGCUUUGCAGACUGCGGCACCCAGUCCUCUCACUUGCUGAAUUCUUCUGGCCCUGUAUCCUGUUCAUGAUUCUGACAGUGCUUCGUUUUCAAGAACCUCCCAGACACAGAGAUAACUGUUUCUUGCAAGCCCGGGAUCUUCCCAGUCGGGGUGUUCUCCCUUUUGUUCAAGGACUUCUUUGUAACACUGGCUCAAGUUGUAGGAACAUCAGCUUUGAGAGUUCCAUGGAUCACCAUUUUCGUUCGUCUAGGUUCCAAACUGCAACAGACGACAGCCAAGUCAGUAGCUUGGCCUUUUUAAAAGAGAUACAGGACCUGGCUGAGGACAUUUUUGAAACAAUGGACAAGGCAAAGAGCUUACAAAAACUCUGGCUGAAAAGAUCCGAAACCUCGGGUUCCUCCUAUGGCUCAAGUUUUCUAACAGUGGAUCUCAAUAAAACCGAGGAUGUGCUUUCCAGAUUGGAAAAUCUCCACCAGCAGCCUCACGUGUGGCACUUUCUACACUCACUUCCCAGACUUCGCACAACCCACGCUCACUUGGAAGACAGUGUGGAUACUGUGACACACUUUCUCGAGGCAGGUUUGAAUUUGUUAACAUCUCUGGGAGCUGUGGACUGGCUACCAUUGCAGCAGAUGGUCCCCCAGGUUUCUAGACAUGUUCUGAACGUGACCAUUUCCACCCUGCGGUUUCUGUUGCAGCAUGGAACAGCUGCCAAUGAGUCCGUUUACCACCUGUCCCUGCAGAAUAUGGUGUGGGAUCUACAGAAAGUUCAGUCUGAUCUCAAAUCCCUGUUUGGUUUGAAUGACCUUCAAAUGGAACGUCUCCUGAAUUAUUCAGCUGAGCUGAAGGAGAUUCCUACACACAGCUUCCUGGAGAGGAUGAUAUGUUCCAUCUUGUCCAAUACUUCAGAGGAUGAAGCUGAGAGCAAGGGCUACCAGGCAGACUGCCAUCCCAAGUGGUCAGCGGUCAAGAACUACAUCAUCCAUGCAGUCAGUUGGCCGAAGCUCUACGGACAGGUGUUUGACCAGUGGCAGCGGGGUGGCCUGCUGCAGAACCUGCUUGCAGGUGCCAGCCAUGGUCUGGCAGCCCUUUGGGACCAGUUUGACAAGGGCAGUGAAGAAUGGAAGGUGGUGGAAGUGCUGAACACUAUCCUGCUCAUCCUGAGUGACAGCUGGGAAGCGGCCGGCCCCAGAGACAGCCAUCUGCAUCCACAGAUAUUCGAGCACCUGGGCAAGUUGCAGCAUACGGUGUCAGACCUGUCCCCGUGGCCAGCUCUAAAGAGAUUGCCCCUCCUGGAUCCUGUUCUCAGGAACGUGGUGGCCCAGGACUUGCGUUUUGUUCAAGGAGUCCUCAGUUACCUGGAGACAUCAGCGAGGGAUUUUAUACCUGGUGGUCCUGACAGCUGGAGACUAGAAAAGGAUAUGUUCUUCUGGGGGCUGAAGCAGCUGUUGACAAAGGAUGCUUCUGCCACUUGCCUGAAUGGAUACUUGUCCCAGGAGGUGGCCCUCCCCACUGGGAACUCCAGCAUCUGGAGGAGUCUCUGGGGAGUGCUGUGCCGCAGCCCCUCCUUCAAUGAGACCAGUGUUUUAAGUGAGCUGCUUCUCGCAGUGAAGGAUGCUGGUCAUCAUUUGCAAGACGUCAUCGCAGGACACACAGAUGGACCCAUUUCAGAACCAGACAGGCAUUUAGACUGGAAGGAUCUUGGGGCACAGCUGUCAGAAGUGAGCUUGACCUGUUCUCAGGUCUUCAAGCCACCAGGAGCUGCUGCUUCACCUGAGAACGGCAUCUCUCCUGGGGGCUGUGAGUACCAGCUCGUCUCCACAGUGAUAUCUCACAUACUUGAAGAAGGACAGAUGUCCCUGCAGGAAAUGUUGUACUGGAAAGUCUUCUCAGGAAUCAUUGGGAAGACGUGUGAAUUGGCUCGAUACGUGAACAUGCAUGGAAGUUUCCAGAGCAGUCCGCCGGGUAAGUUGGGAGGUCUUACUUUCUCUGAGAACUCUCCUUGUCAGACACAAACCAUGGAUUGGAAAGCCGUCAUUGAUAAUUAUUUCAUAUUUUUCAAUAACGUUGUGAAGUCCCCAAUAACUUCCACAGCCAGGGUCUUAAAUUUCACAAAGCACCUUUUAGUGGUGGACAAGAAGCUGCACACCCUUGAAAAUGGACCGAUGAACAUUCUUUUGUCAUUUGUGGAGUUUUUGGAGGAACUGUUGUUGUCUGAUCCUUCUGGCCCAUUCACGGCUCCUGAAUUUCAUGAUCUCUCUUUGCUCCCCGCGCUUGUUCUGAAUAGAAGUGUUCUGUGGAGAAAUCAUUUAGAAAGUUUACAGAGAGACCCACAUGAUGCUCAGAAACUUCUGGAAUUUGAUAAACUGGUCACUGAAAAAAUUCAAAGUCUUAAAGAUCUUUGGAUGAGGAGGGAAUCCAAAAAUAUUUUGAGAUUCAUAAAAUUAAUACUUUUUGAAAUUAAACCAGAGUUGCGAGAAUUCUGGCUCAAUGCCAUUUCACAAGAAGAAAGAGCUAAAUUUGAAAUCUCGUCCACACUUGGAAAUUUUUCUGUUCCAGAAUAUGAGAAAAGUUUUAGCAAAAGCUUUAAUUUCUCUCAAUUGUUCCAUUCUGAUUGGCCCAAAUCACCAGCUGUGGAUGCAGACUUUAUACAUUUAAGCCGGAUUAUAAUACACGGUCUCUAUGAAUUUAGCUUUCUGACCCAGGAACAAGUCUCAAUAGCUAUGGACACCAUCUAUGUGCUGCAGAAUGCAUCUGAGCUUUUCUCCACCCUUUCUGAACAUCAAAAACAAGAACUGGGUAACAUUUUGACUCAUAUAAAUGUCUUCAAAGACAGAGAUGCAGCUCUCCUUCUCCAGACCUACUCUUCCUUUUAUCAACAUUUUCAUAAAUUCUUGAACAUUCAGAAAAGAGAGUCCCUGAUAAUUUAUCUUAUUCAAAUCUUUAGACACAUUUUGGAUCUCAUAAAGCAGUUUAAUAUCCAAAACAUCAGUAAAGCACUUUUGCUUAUAUCAGAGACAACAGAGGCUCUCGGGAUGAUACCUGAAGUAUCUUACUGUCAGCAACUGCUUUCAGUUUUAAACUUGUUAGAGCUUCAGGCCCAGUCCCUGCUGUCUACUGAGGGCCCGGCACCGGGAGUGAUUCGCUCGAGUUUGACAGGCCUCAAGCAGCUGUUUGUGGCAGAUGAAGGCUUUCGUGUUUCUCUACUUCAGUAUGUCAAUCAGUUCUUUAAUGAUUCAGCAGGGACUCUGCUGCUGAGUGAAUGCUUCAUCCUGGAAAAUGAAGCCAUUUCUUCUGUGAAUUACUCAGGAAACGAGGGAUCUUCACUCCCCUUCCCAUGGACACAAUUGUUUUCCAACCUCACAGUAAAUGGCAGUGUGAUCAGCGAAUUCACAGCCAUUCACUGUACCCUUUCAUGGAUUCGGACAUGGACUGAGAUCUGGGGAACUCUUUCUCAAAUACUGAAACUUGAUCUAAAUAUUUUCACUUCUCUUCGUUUUGGUAUCAUUCAGCUUUUGGAUGAACUGGAAAAUGGUGGGAACAUUUCUCAAAACUGCCAAGGGAUAGUUCCCACUUAUCAUACUGCUAGACUCAUAUUAAAUUUAUUUAAAAACAUAACACAGGGCAAUGGCUUUCAUGACUGGGAAGGCCUUCUGGACCUCAGGGAUCUUUGGGUAGCAUUAGAUAAUGAAUUAGCUGUGGUACAAUCACUUAACCUGGCUCAAGCAGAGGGCUCUUUUGUUACCAUGGAAACCUCCCUGCGCCAGCUGAAGACAUUUCCAAUGAAAACAAACGCAAGCAGGGAGUUUUUGUCUUCCCUCCUGGAUGUUUUCAUUGAGUUGAGCAAAGUCUCAGACUACGUGGCUAGAAAUACAGACCUGAUCAAUAACUUUCUUUCCAACGAUCUCACAGAUCAUGGAGGCAAAUUUGCAAGUGGCAUCACUGAGCUGAGGGAAAUAAUAUUAUUUCUUAGGAAUGUAUCACAGGAUAGAGGUUUAUUGUCAUGUGCCGAUAUUUUCCAGAGUGUCACUGAAUUGAUUUCUGAAAAUAAUUUAUUACCUGUGAAUGCUUCUAAGAAGCCAGCGCAUAUUCUGGCCAUGUUAAGUUCCAUAUUUUCAUCGAAAAAUGCAAGUAGCAGCCUGGACGGAUGUAUUGCAUGGAUAGACGUCAUAAACCGUCUGGGCAUGAUGUACAACUCAAGUUCUCUACCUGGCCAUCUUCAUAGUGCUUUGGGAAGCUUUAAGGAUAUGGAGAACAAAAUGAACUCUGCACUGAAAGUUUUAACUUGGGUGCUAAAUAAGAAGAUACCCAUUUGUCCACUGAAUGAGUCAAAUAUAAAUUGUGUGAAUAUUUACCUGAAAGACGUAACUGAAUUUCUAAAUAUUAUAGUUACUCCAGGCUUAGAAAAAGAGAAGGUUGCCAAAUUUGAGACUUUAUUAGUGCUCUUCAAUAAUUCCACCAAGCCGGUAAACAUGAUCAUCUCCAACUUAACAGAAGACUUGGAAUUUGCCUCCCAGUUCGACUGGAAGCACUUCAAGGACUUACUUCUAGGACCCACAGAAAUGUCAGAUGGCAUUCCUGAUCAGUUUCAGAAUAUUUGGCAGCACAGCAUAGCAUUGGGGAAGGAAAUGCAGAAACUUUUCGAAGGUAUCAUCCAUAGUGUCCUCGGAAGUAAUUCCUCUUCUAAUGCUGAAAGAGUGUUUAGUGUAUUCUCCGUCAAUCCAAAGGAAAGAGAUAUAAGCCAUUUACACAGUUCAGUUUACCGCUUAGCUAAUUACGUUGCUCUCAACUUAACUCAUUAUCUUCAGAAUUCAUCAGAAGUAGUCCCCCAUGAAAUAAUGAAAGCUGUGGAUCUUGGCAUUCAACUGACGCGGGAUGUGUUCAAUUCCUUAAUGCCUGCUGUCCGUUUCAGCAUUCCAGAAAAUUCAGACUCGGCUCAGGUUUUAAAAAAAGUGGCGUCUCUCAUGCAUUCUCUCAAGAAGGCAGACACAGAACUCUUAGUAGGCCAACUGGGUGAAAUCAGUGAAAACCUGAUGACUUUCUUUAAGAACCUCAGCAGGACGGGUGUCGACCAUUUAGGGGUCAAUAUGCUUGUCGGCUUAGUGGACAAGCUUGUUGCCAGCUCCCAUUCCUGGAGUGUCAACCACCUGCUGCGUCUCUCUCGGCUGCUUCCCCAGGAAGUAGUGACAGCUGUGUUGGAUGUGUAUUAUGCUCUUCCCCAUAUGGCGGGGCUCCUGCAGAGGGUCACAGACAAAAACAUCACAGAAAGCCUCAAGGACAUCUAUAACUUCACACUUCUUCAUGGGAUAACCAUGUUCAACACCACCAAGGAAGACUUUGCUGAUGCGAUUAAAACUGUCCUGGACACAGUUGAGUUAGUGUCGGAUGAGCCAGUGCUUAUUUCCGAGGCUUUAAUGUGCCUUCCCAGGCUUUGGUGCUCGAACCAUACAACUUCCAGGCUUGAGGAAAGCCCUAAGGUAGAAGGCUGUAAUGUCCAGGGGCACAUGUCUCCCUCCUUAUACCACAUGGUGACCAAUAUACUGGACCUUCUCCAUCUGCCAUGGCCAAGUGAUUCAGAAUGUGUAAAUGAAAACCCUGGAGUGGAAAUAACCAGGAAAGUGGUCUGUGCGAUGCGUGAGUUCGCAGACUGGAAUUCGAUUCUCUCAGAGCUGUUGGAGAUUUUCCAUGUUAAAAAUGUACUUGGGAAAACCCUGCAGGGACUUUGGCAUAAGGUAUUACCCUUCAUGUCACCUUCUGGAAACCAAGGUAAUGACAGCAUCUCAGAACUCUGUCCUAGCGGGACCAUAAAGCAAGGUGCUUUGCAAAUCAUAAGAAAACUAAAACAUGCAAAUUUUACAAAAUUUAAACUGCUUGAAAACAUGCUCAACAAGCUAGGCAGCUUAGACAAGAUUCUUAACAUUACUCAAGACACAGAGACAUCUGCUCAAAAUAAUGUUUCUUUAAAUUUGGGGAGGAUCUUCAAAUUGAUUUCUGCUCUUUGGAGUUUAAGAAAUAGUACUCACCAUCUGCUCUCACCAAUCAUCAACUUUCUGAACGCAAAUCAUUCAGACAGGAGCCCAGACUCAUCAGGCUUAAUAAAAAAUGAUGAAGCAACUCACAGCUUUGAAAACCUGUGGUUUCACUUCAGACAAAGCACCGUGGAUCCAAGCAAAAACUUGAGUCUAGGACAACUUCUUUCUGAUAUUAACAGAAAGAUCCAAGGCAUAGCUCUUCAAAACACAACUGUGCAACUUCCUCAGCUUCUGGAAAUCCUGGAUUCAUCACCAUUGACGAUGUCAGAAAUUACUGAAGGUUUUCUAUUUCUCAUAAAACACUGGCUCCAUGAUUAUGAAAAUGAAGAUUACUUUCGGUUGAUGCAAAGACUACUCCAUGACAUGGCCAGUGGGAAUUCAACUGAUGUAACUGUGCUGACCAGGGAUCUUACUACAUAUUUGGGCUAUCUCAGAAACAGUACUGGAGAAGGCGAUUUUGAUGUUGGCGUUCUCACCCGUAUGCUAAAUCAAGAGCAACUAGCCGAUUUCUCAACUGUUCAGUCGCUUCUGGAAAGCACUGUGAUGAAUUUAGUUAGUAACUUUGCUGAGCGUUCUCGGGAAUCAGCUGUGAGUUUCAGCGGCACUGACCUUCACAUAAUGGAUUUCAUUAGUCUCGUCUUGAACCACACAAAGUCCAAAAAUGGUGGGGAACCUGCAGGACAGGCAGAGGGUUUUCUGAAGCGGCUUCUGGAGAUACUCUUCUCCUCUUUGCUAAAUGGAAUGCCCGAGAACAAAAUAUCACUUCUACUAAAAGACCUGCAUAGAGAUUUCAUGGCUGAGAUGAGUUUUGUCCCCAGAGAUAAAAUUCUUGAAAUUCUGAAACUGGAUCCAUUCCUUACCUGGUUGAAUGAGGACACAUUGAUGAACAUUGUCUCAAGUUUCAGGACCGUGUAUCGUCUGAUUAAGAACUCAUUUUCAUUCGACCACAGAGAACUCUCUGGAGUCCUGAAAGAUUCAUCUCACACCCAUCCAAGGGAGCCUGUGGUGAAUGCUAACACUGAAGACCACUUGGACUUCUUUACCGUAGUGACUCAGUUUCUCUCCCAGGUUAAUAAUUCUGUGGGCCUCUCCAAAUUCAACCAAAAUCUCAGGUCUGUUCUCCAUCUCGUGAGAGAAAGUUAUGUAGAAAUGGCUAAUAUUAAGGACAUUCUCUUCCAUUCACCUGCUCUGACCUGCCACUCCUCCUCUCCCAUGCUCCAGCACACUGUGCUUGCUAAGCUAACUGAGUUGUUUUCUGUUGUAAAUAGUUCAUUUGCUCUAAGAAACAGAGAAACGCUGGAAUCAACUCUGAGGUUAUUUCGUGCCAUUUCCCGAGUGGGUGCAGAAAGUCAUGUCCUAAAGCCAGCUUUGGAAAUAUCUAGAACUCUGGCCAUGCUGGUGAAUAGCACUGCUGACCUGGGUGGUCUUGCCUCAUCAGUGGACUCUGUGGUGAGACUUCUCAAUCUAGCCAAAAAGGUUUCAAGAAAGAUGGCUACAAUAUUGGGAGAGCUGUCCAUGUCUGGUACAGAGGACUCCUGGAAAAUCCUUGAUACUUUGUAUUCCAUUGUGCUACAAAGUUCUCAAGAUCAUGUGAAACAAAUAAUGACCUCGGAAAAAGUAGCUCCUUUCAUAUUUGAGAAGACGAAGGCUUUGUUGAUGCCGUUUCUCAACUUGAGCUUCACGAUGAUCGGAGUCACCCCUAAUAUGUCCCAGGACCCUGACGUUUUCAGCAUGUCAUCUAGCGGCGUCCUUUCAUACCUCAACCAAUCCAAAGACUUUUCUGAGAUUGGGGAAGAAAUGGCUGAAAAUUUAAUUUCUACAAAAGCCAGUUUGAGAGACUUGGAGCAUCUUGUGGUGGUGAUUAAAAACAGGACUCAAAAUGUUUCUACGGAUGCUGCUAACUUGUGGGAAGAGUUUCUAGAUUGCUUAGUUCCUAUAAGUAACAUUACGGACCAAAUGGACUUCCUGAAGCUUUAUGAACUUCCUUCUACUGGUCAUCCUCAGGCCUUGAGACAGGAGAGAAGUCAGAAAGUAAUCCUUUUUUUAGAUAGAGUGUUAACAGAGAACAGCACAGAAAGAGAGACUUUCUUGAAAAUGGUGAUUGAUCUCACCUUGCAAGCUCUUUCGAAUGGCUUAAAGGAAGAUAACUGGGAUAUUUUUAAUCUUCUGUUGACAUUUGCCCAGCACCCAAAUGACCUUUUAAAAACCAUAGAAUCAGUUGUAGAGACCUCCAGUGGAAUUCAAAGUGACUCUGGAGAUGAGUUAAGCCAAGAUUUAUUUUCCAAUUUGUCAUUGAUUCAGAACGCCACUCGCUAUCAGCUUGCAAAAGAAGUCCUGAUUGGUCUCAGCAAAAUAGUCCCCUCAAGAGAAGGGCUGCCCCCAAACAACGCUCAGUGGGCACAUUUCACACACACUUUGUUUUACUCAGAUGGCAACAGGUUUCCUAAGUCAGCUACUGGUCAGAAUGUUACAUCAGCAAAGGAUGGAGGGACCAAGGAAGAAACUAUGGCAAUUCCCCAUGGCUACGAACCAAUGUCAUACUUCCAGAAAUUUCUGAAGGCAUUAUUUGCAUUGAUUGAACACUGGCAGAGAGUCCCACAAGCCGAUCAAAGUGUUUUUGAGAUGUGUCAAGUCUUCCGGCAGCUGGAGAAGCCCUCGGAAGCUGUGGAGAUGCUACACAGAGUGGAGAGGAUGGCUCUGCGUGUGCUCAUCAUCUUUGCAGAAAACCCUUCCCUGACUAAGGACAUUCUGUGUGCUGUGCUGAGUUGCAGGGGAGCUGGGAUGAGGAACCUGAUCUUACCUGCUAUGCAAGGAGUCACUCUGGUACAUCACCACUACCAGGAAAUGGGAAAGAUAUGGCUCUCAUCGGAUCAGCUGGACUGUGAACGUCUUAGCAGGAGUCUUUCCAGCGCCUUGGAAGGCUUUAAAAGCAGCUUGGAAGAUGCGUCUAGCCAAGGCUGCACGUGCCGGCAGCCCCUGGUGGGAACAGUUCAGGAGCACAUGCACAGGUUGAUCAAAAGUCUUAAGGAGGCUUGGAUGACAAAGAUUCCUGUUCUGAUGUUUCUUAGCAAUUUCACAGUCACAGAGGAUGUAAAAGUAAAGGACUUGAUGAAGAACCCCAGCAGAUUAACUGAGGACCUUCGAUCCUCCUUCCACAUCUCAGAUGAGACCAUCCAAAGCAUCUUAGAAGCCACUAUUUCCCAUUCAAAGCUUCUCUCCAGUGUCCUCACUGUGGCUUUGUCUGGAAAGUGUGAUGAGGAAAGUCUUCAUCUCCUGUUGACAUUUCCCGACAAUGACAAAUCCUGGUUCGCCACAAGGGAGCUCUGCAGCCUGCCUGGGUCUCAAGUGUUCUCUCUGCUCGUGAUGAUGGGCCAGAACCUGAACCUGAGGGACUUCGUUUACAAAACUCUGAUACCCUCUGAAGCAAACGGCUUGCUCAAGUCCCUGUUGGAUGUCAUUUCCAGCCUCAGCUCCAUCCUUACCAGAGCGCAGCAUGCCCUGGAACAGCUCCCUGAGUUUCUUCACAAAUUUAAAAUCACCACCUUGCUAGACAUGCCAGACUUCCAACAGGUUUCACAGAGACACCAAGCCCAAAGUUCAUCUUUGGCUUCUUUCCAGUCGGUGAUGAAGCUCCUUUGUAAGGACCAGGAAACUUUCCUCAGCAACUCUAACAUGUUUGUUCGUUUACCCAGAGUUAACGAACUCUUGGAGGAUGACAAAGAGAAGUUCAACAUUCCUCACGACUCAACACCGUUUUGUUUGAAGCUUUACCAGGAAAUUCUACAGUCUCCAAAUGGGGCACUGGUAUGGUCUUUCCUAAAACCUAUAUUACAUGGAAAAAUACUGUAUACACCCAAUUCUCCAGCAAUCAAUGAGGUCAUUCAGAAGGCUAAUUAUACUUUUUACUUUGUGGAUAAGAUAAAAAUUUUAUCGGAAACACUUCUGAAGCUAUCCAGACUUUUCCAGGGAAGCGGAAAUGGACAAAUGUUCAACCAGUUGCGGGAUGCCCUGAGAAACAAAUUCAUAAGAAGCUUUGUAGAGAGCCACUUAGAUAUUGAUGUGGACAAGCUCACGGAAGAUCUGCACACAUAUGGACAGACGCUGGACCAGAUGUUCAACCAUGAAGGGGCUGGACACUUCCAGUUUUUGGGUGGUAUCUUGGCCAAUCUCUCUUCCUGUGUGGUGUUGGACCGAUUCCAGGCAGUGGAGACUGUUGGCACCCUGGAGACCACAGCACAUGAACUCAUGCAGCAGAAUAGUUUCUUGGCCAGUGUCAUAUUCAACAGUUCCUUGGGACACAGGCACAUCAGAUCAGCACGUCAUAAAUUGCCACCUCAUGUCACAUAUACAGUCCGGACCAACAUCUUAUACAGUAUGAGGACAGACUUGAUAAAAUAUCCUUCCUGGAAGUUUCAUCCCCAGAAUCUACCAGCUGAUGGGUUCAAGUAUAACUACAUUUUUGUCCCACUGCAAGACAUAAUCGAGAGAGCCAUCAUUGCAGUACAGACUGGACAAGAAGCCGUGGAGCCAACGACCCAGGCACAGGCAGCUCCCUACCCAUGCCACACCAGUGACUUGUUCCUGAACAAUGUUGGCUUCUUUUUCCCCUUGAUUAUGAUGUUGACUUGGAUGGUGUCUGUGGCCAGCAUGGUCCGGAAGCUGGUUUAUGAGCGGGAGAUCCAGAUAGAAGAGUACAUGCGGAUGAUGGGACUGCAUCCGGCCAUCCACUUCCUGUCCUGGUUCCUGGAGAACAUGGCCACGCUGGCUCUGAGCAGUGCGGCUCUGGCUGUUAUUCUGAAGAUGAGUGGCAUCUUCAUGCACAGUGAUGCUUUUAUCAUUUUUCUUUUCUUGCUGGAUUUUGGGGUAUCCGCUGUCAUGCUGAGCUACUUCUUAAGUGUGUUUUUCAACCAAGCUAAUACAGCGGCCCUGUGUACCAGCCUGGGGUACAUGAUCAGCUUCCUGCCAUAUGUGGUCCUGCUAGUCCUACACAACCAACUCAGCUUCACCAUUCAGAGCUUUCUGUGCUUGCUCUCAACCACAGCCUUCGGACAAGGAGUCUUUUUCAUUACAUUUCUGGAAGGGCAGGAGGAAGGGAUCCAGUGGAGUCACAUGUACCGAGCUCCAGAGCCAGGAGGCAUGACAUUUGGCUGGGUCUGUUGGAUGAUUCUAUUUGAUUCCAUCCUCUAUUUUCUGUGUGGAUGGUAUUUCAGCAACUUGGUCUCUGGAACUUUUGGUCUAGGGAAACCAUGGUAUUUCCCCUUCACUGCAUCCUAUUGGAAAAGUGUGUGUGGUUUGAUAGAGAAGCGGCGAUGCUCUCUGAGUUCCGGUUUAUUCUUCUUCAACGAGGACUUCGGUAGCAAAGGGUCCUCACAGCAAAAUGGCCUGGGAGAGCUGGAAGGAGGUAUCCCAGGAGUGUCUCUAAUAUCGGUGACAAAGGAAUAUGAAGACCACAAAGUAGCUGUCCAAGAGCUCACCCUCACCUUCCACAGAGACCAGAUCACAGCCCUGCUGGGAACCAAUGGUGCAGGGAAAACAACUAUCAUAUCCAUGUUGAUGGGGCUCUACCCUCCCACUUCUGGAACGAUCAUCAUAAAUGGCAAGAACCUGCAGACAGAUUUGUCCAAGGUCAGAGAGGAGCUGGGAGUGUGUCCACAGCAGGAUAUUCUCCUGGACAACCUCACUGUGCGGGAACACCUGAUGCUCUUUGCCGCCAUAAAAGCACCUUGGUGGACCAAGAAGGAGCUACAGCAGCAAGUCGACAAAACUCUUGAUGAAGUGGAGCUAACUCAGCAUCAGCACAAGCCAGCUCGAGUUCUGUCUGGAGGCAUGAAGAGGAAGCUCUCCAUUGCUAUUGCUUUCAUGGGCAGGUCAAAGACAGUGGUUCUAGAUGAGCCGAGCAGUGGGGUCGACCCUUGCUCCCGUCGCAGCCUCUGGGAUAUUCUACUCAAGUACCGGAAAGGUCGCACGAUCAUCUUCACAACCCAUCACCUGGAUGAAGCUGAGAUGCUCAGUGACCAUGUGGCUGUGCUCCAGCAAGGGAAACUUAGAUGCUAUGCUCCUCCUGCUGGCCUGAAGGAGACCUAUGGCCAAGGACUCACUCUGACGCUUACCAAACAACCCUCUGUCCUAGAAACCCAGGAGCCCAAGGAUGUAGCUCGUGUUACAUCCUUGAUACAGGUCUAUAUUCCCCAAGCAUUCCUCAAAGAUAGCAGUGGAGGUGAGCUGACCUACACCAUCCCCAAGGAUGCAGACAAGUCCUGCUUCAAGGGGCUUUGCCAGGCCCUGGAUCAGAACUUACAGCACCUACACCUGACGGGGUAUGGCAUCUCAGACACCACCUUGGAAGAGGUGUUUUUGAUGCUUUUGCAAGAUACCAACAAAAAGUCUCACGUCACUCCAGAAACCAAGUUAGACCCUCAGAAUGAGAUACCUGCUGGACCCUCUCCUCAACACGGUGACUCUCCUGUGAGGACUCCACCUGUAUGGGCCCUGUCUGAGCCCAUGGGGGGUUUCCAGCUGCUUCUGGGACAGGCAAUGGCACUCCUGAGGAAGCGGCUACUGCACACGCUACGAGCCUGGAAAAGCACCAGCUCAGACCUGCUACUGCCAGUGCUCUUCGUGGCCUUGGCCAUGGGCUUGUUCAUGGUGCAGCCUCUGGCUAUCACGUACCCGCCUCUCAAACUGACGCCUGGGCAUUAUGGGACUGCAGAAACUUACUUUUUCAGCAGUGGAAACCAUGGCGUGGACCUCGCCCACGUGCUUCUGCGCAAGUUUGGAGAUAAGGAUCCUCUCUGUGCUGAUGGUCAGCUGGAAAAUUCUUCAAGCUGGCAUAAGGACCCUUUUUCUGGCCCAGAAUUCCAGAAGUCAUGCGGCUGCCUGAAGUGUCCAAAUAAAAGUGCCGGGGCUCCGUAUCUGACCAACUGUCUGGGACACACACUACUCAACCUCUCGGGCUAUGAUGUGGAAGAGUACUUGCUGGUGCCAUCUGCAAAACCAAGGCUUGGAGGUUGGUCUUUUGGAGUACAGAUUCCCAGUGAAGAUAAAGAAGUGAAGACCAACGCAUCAGAACAAAGGACUUUGGCAAAGGUGUGGUAUAACCAGAAGGGCUUCCAUUCUCUCCCCUCCUACCUAAACCAUCUCAACAACCUGAUCUUAUGGCAGUACUUACCCCCGGAUACUUCAGACUGGAGACAAUAUGGAAUAACACUGUACAGUCACCCGUAUGGAGGAGCCCUGCUGAAUGAGGACAAAAUCCUGGAGAGCAUCCGCCAGUGUGGUGUCGCCCUCUGCAUUGUCCUGGGAUUCUCCAUCAUGUCCGCAUCCAUUGGUAGCUCUGUCGUGAGGGACAGGGUGACUGGAGCGAAAAGAUUGCAACAUAUAAGUGGCCUUGGCUACAGAACAUAUUGGCUAGUUAACUUCCUGUAUGACAUGCUCUUUUACUUGGUUUCCGUCUGCCUGUGUGUCGCCAUUAUAGCCGCCUUCCAGUUAACAGCUUUCACUUUCCGGGAGAACUUGGUGGCCACAGCCCUCCUGCUGGCACUUUUCGGAUACGCAAUGAUUCCAUGGAUGUAUCUGAUAUCCAGAAUCUUUCCCAGUUCUGACGUUGCCUUCAUCUCCUACAUCUCCUUGAACUUCAUCUUUGGUUUGUGCACCAUGCUGAUGACUGCUAUGCCCCGGCUUUUGGCCAUCAUUUCCAAAGCCCAGAAUUUGCAGAAUAUCUACAAUGUGCUCAAGUGGGUUUUUACUAUUUUUCCUCAAUUCUGCCUGGGUCAAGGGCUCAUAGAACUCUGUUAUAAUCAGAUCAAGUACGAUCUAACUCACAACUUUGGCAUUGAUUCUUAUGUAAGUCCCUUUGAGAUGAAUUUCUUGGGCUGGAUCUUCGUGGAGUUGACCUUGCAGGGCACAGUUCUUCUCCUCUUGAGGAUUCUGGUACAUGGAGACCUUCUACGAUGGCCAAGGGUCCACUCUGCCCCGCAGGACACGGUCAAGUCUGCUAAGGACACAGAUGUUGAAAAGGAGCAAACAAGGGUGCUUGAAGGAAGGACCGGAGGGGACAUUCUUGUGUUGUGCAACCUCAGUAAGAGCUACAGAAGUGUUUUCAGGCAGAAGACCACUGCCGUGCAUGACCUUAGUCUGGCCAUACCACGAGGCGAGUGCUUUGGGCUCCUCGGAGUGAAUGGCGCUGGGAAGAGCACAACAUUCAAAAUUCUGACCGGUGAAAUUCCACCAAGUUCAGGCUAUGCUGUCGUCAGAACUCCUCAGGGAGACAUGGUGGAUCUGACUUCUGCUGGCAAAGUGGGAAUUCUCUUUGGCUACUGUCCACAGCAGGAUGCCUUGGAUGAGCGCCUGACUGGCUGGGAGCAUCUCCAAUAUUACUGCUGCCUCCGUGGGAUUCCAAAACAGUACAUUCCAGAGGUGGCUGCAGACCUGGUAAGGCGCCUUCACCUCGAAUCUCAUGUGGACAAACCCGUGGCUACAUACAGUGGGGGCACCAGACGGAAGCUCUCCACUGCCCUGGCCCUGGUGGGGAAGCCUGACAUUCUCUUAUUGGAUGAACCCAGCUCUGGGAUGGACCCCUGCUCUAAGCGGUACCUGUGGCAAACCAUAACGCAGGAGGUUCGGGAUGGCUGUGCUGCGGUGCUGACCUCUCACAGCAUGGAAGAGUGCGAGGCGUUGUGUACCAGGCUAGCCAUCAUGGUGGACGGCAGCUUCCAGUGUCUCGGCCCCCCUCAGCACAUCAAGAACAGGUUCGGUGAUGGUUAUACAGUCAAAGUUUGGCUCCACAAGGAAGGAAGCCAAGCUAGUGCUGUUUCCGACUGCUUGAAGGUCCAUUUCCCAGGAAUCCAGUUUAAGGGACAGCACCUGAAUUUAUUGGAAUAUCAUGUACAGAAAAAUUGGGAGUGUUUGGCUGAUUUGUUCAAGGUUCUGGAGAACAACAAGAGCCUCCUGAAUAUCAAGCACUACUCCAUCAGCCAGAUCACUCUAGAACAGGUUUUUGUUAAUUUUGCCAGUGAGCAACUGUAA